Messenger RNA from Mesorhabditis spiculigera, 2610 nucleotides. NCBI's taxonomy places the organism in Eukaryota, Metazoa, Nematoda, Chromadorea, Rhabditida, Rhabditidae. The record is from the annotation of a GenBank genome assembly.
AUGCAAAUUAGUCCGAUUCAAUCCGGAUACUCGAUACCAAAAGCGUAUCGCGUGCGAUGGGUUCGUUUCUUCCGUCCGUUAUAUCGACUGCUCCAACGGAUUGGGUCCAUCCCUUCAUUUAAAUUGAGACUGAGCACCUCUUGGAUAGGGUCAAUCUACCCGAGCCCUUUUUUCGACAUGGACAUGCGGCCAUACUCGUGGUACUGGAUGCAUGGGGAGACGAAGCAGGCAAUCGUUCUAAACAAUGUUCCGGUCGGCCGGCGUCAGAGGAAGCGGCCACCUCUACAGAUCGAGCCGCUCGUCGCUUCCCUUCGACACGUCGGCCGCUGCGAUCUGUCGGGCUGUACUGCACACGCCAUUUCCGGGAUCAUUAAAUUUCUCGGAUGCAGACCGGAGUCUGUGGCAAAUCAUCUCGUUGACGUAUGGACUCUCUACGGACUGCACGAGGGGAUGGCAGAUGAGCAAUUGGCAAAGCGGAUUGAACUGGCAAAAUGGGCAACGCGAGCAUUCGUGUGUAAUGGUGGCAGGGUGGAUAAUUGCUUGCGGAUCCUUCGGGAAAUUCUGUCCAGAGGUGCAGAACUAACACCCGGCACCAUCUACACAAUCAACUUUCGAAACCCGAGACGGGGCGAAACGAAAGUGCUCAAGAAAGAAGUGGAAAAACUGGUGCUGGGCAGACGUUUGAAUGAAGUCGAUGAUCAGGACGAGAUCUCGCGGAUACGCGACGCCCAUGAGCGCUAUAUGCCGGCGGUUUAUGCGGUACAUCGAUCGCACUACUACCAGCCCAAAUGUCAUGAACCAGGUGCAUUGAUUAUGUAUCGCAGGGCAUCUGCACUGGAAGUGGCCCUGCCCGCCAACUACACAUUUGAGCUGCCGAAGACGAUAUGGAAAAUCCGGCAUUUGGGCGCGAAAAACGUGGCCCUGCAGUUCCCGGAAGGGCUGCUGAUGUACGCGUGUCUGAUCGCCGACAUUCUGGAGAAGCACACCGGUUGCGAGACGGUCAUCAUGGGCGACGUCACCUACGGCGCAUGCUGCGUCGACGAUUUCACCGCCAAGGCUUUAGGCUGUGAUCUGCUCGUCCACUAUGGGCACAGCUGCCUCGUCCCAAUCCAGAAUACUGAGGGCAUCGCCAUGCUCUACAUUUUUGUCAACAUCGAGAUCAACCUCUCGCAUUUUGUCGAUUGUCUUAAGGCCAACUUUGAGCCGUUGCAAAUAGCGAUCGUCAGCACGAUCCAGUUCAUCCCGUCGUUGCAGGCCGUUCGCCAGCUGCUCAGCAAUGACGGCUACACGAUUGUGAUGCCGCAGUGCAAGCCGUUGAGUCCGGGCGAAAUCCUCGGCUGCACGUCGCCGCGGCUUGGCGAUGAUGUGGACCGGCUAAUUUACCUCGGCGACGGGCGCUUCCACCUCGAGUCGAUCAUGAUCCACAACCCGAAAAUCGCCGCCUUUCAAUACGACCCUUACGCCAGGAAGUUGACGAGGGAGCACUACGAUCACUCAACGAUGCGCAAUAACCGCGGAGCGGCCGAGCUCGUCGACAAGCUGAAGAGCAAGGGCAAGGAGGUGACCGUCGUCGUUCUUUCGGAGAUUUUCCCGGCAAAACUCGCGCUGUUUGACGAGAUUGAGUGGUGCAUUGAUUAUGUAUCGCAGGGCAUCUGCACUGGAAUGGCCCUGCAGUUCCCGGAAGGGCUGCUGAUGUACGCGUGUCUGAUCGCCGACAUUCUGGAGAAGCACACCGGUUGCGAGACGGUCAUCAUGGGCGACGUCACCUACGGCGCAUGCUGCGUCGACGAUUUCACCGCCAAGGCUUUAGGCUGUGAUCUGCUCGUCCACUAUGGGCACAGCUGCCUCGUCCCAAUCCAGAAUACUGAGGGCAUCGCCAUGCUCUACAUUUUUGUCAACAUCGAGAUCAACCUCUCGCAUUUUGUCGAUUGUCUUAAGGCCAACUUUGAGCCGUUGCAAAUAGCGAUCGUCAGCACGAUCCAGUUCAUCCCGUCGUUGCAGGCCGUUCGCCAGCUGCUCAGCAAUGACGGCUACACGAUUGUGAUGCCGCAGUGCAAGCCGUUGAGUCCGGGCGAAAUCCUCGGCUGCACGUCGCCGCGGCUUGGCGAUGAUGUGGACCGGCUAAUUUACCUCGGCGACGGGCGCUUCCACCUCGAGUCGAUCAUGAUCCACAACCCGAAAAUCGCCGCCUUUCAAUACGACCCUUACGCCAGGAAGUUGACGAGGGAGCACUACGAUCACUCAACGAUGCGCAAUAACCGCGGAGCGGCCGAGCUCGUCGACAAGCUGAAGAGCAAGGGCAAGGAGGUGACCGUCGUCGUUCUUUCGGAGAUUUUCCCGGCAAAACUCGCGCUGUUUGACGAGAUUGAGUGUUGGGUGCAAAUCGCGUGCCCUCGACUGUCGAUUGAUUGGGGAACGUUCUUCGCGCGCCCGCUGCUCACCCCCUACGAGCUGAACGUGGCGCUGGAUUCGCUCGAAUUUCCGGAUGGCUACUAUCCGAUGGAUUUCUACGCCUACGAGUCGAAGGGCCCAUGGACGCCAAACCACGAAUCACACCGGCCGCAGCGCGUUCGCCGUCGGGCCCCGAUCGUCGUCGGCCAGUCGGCCAGC